AUGUUGGCUUUGGAGAGGCAGGGUCGCAUUGACCUGGCGCUACAGCUCUUUGAGGAGAUGGAUUCCCAGAGCGUUUCGCCGAAUGAGUACGUGUACUCUGCCCUGAUGGGAGAUGGUUCUGAUCCUGGCGCGUGGCCGCGGGCUCUCGCGCUCCUCGAGGAUUGCGCGCAGCGCGGCGUGCCGCUCGACGCCGUCCUCUUUGGCAAGGCGCUGCGUAACUGUGCAGCAGCCGAGGAGUGGGAGGUGGCGGUGCAUCUGCUCGACCAGAUGGCAGCCACCAUGAAGGUAACCCUGCCGGCCUUGGCCUCCGCCGUGGCCUCCUGUAGAGGCGGCCAAUGGGAAGUGGCCUUGGCCCUUGUCACCUCUUCUGGGCAGCUCAAGGACACCGAGCUCUGGAACUCCGUCAUCUACUCCUGCGCACUCGCCGGGAGAGCCAUGCCAGCGAAAAAGAUCCUGACCAGCAUGAAGUUAAGAAAGCUGGAGCCGACGGUGGAGUGCUACAACAGCUGCCUGGUGGCAAUCUGCCAGUCCACUUCAUCUGCGCAGUCCGACGCCGGCAAAUGGCUGACGAAGAUGGGGAAGGAUGGAGUGUCCCCCAACACCGUGACGCUGAACGCCGGAAUCGGCAUGUUUGCUAGCUCCGGCGCUUGGGAACAGGCUUUGGCCUUUGCUACCAGCCUACAGCAGAGGGACAUCCUCCCCUCGCAGAUCACCUUCGGCGCGCUGAUCGGCACCUGCAAAGAAUCCAGAAGCUGGCCUGCCGCCUUGGCGAUUCUUGAGGACAUGCUGGCCCAGCCGUCCAUCCCUCCCAGCGUCACGGCCUUCAACAUUGCCAUCGCCGUCUGCGAGAGCUGCGACCAGUGCGCGCUGGCCGUGCUGCUGUUGCGCCGGAUGCCCACCCUGGGUAUUCAGCCAGACCUUGUGAGUUACAACACGGUGCUGGCUGCGUGCCAGAACACUGGGGAGUGGCAGCUGGCCCUGCAACUGUUCCAGGAGCUAGAGGCCUCCACAGAGCUGAGCCCGGAUGUCUACACCUACAGCUCAGUGAUCAGCGCGUGCGACGCAGGUGAGCAGUGGGAGUGGGCGGUCAACCUCUGGCAGCGGAUGGAAGCGCAGGGUGUUCCGGCGAACGACGUGAUCUUCAACAGCCUGGUCAGCGUCUGCAAGAAGUGCGCGCAGCAGGAGUGGGUGGAUUACCUUCUGGCGGAGAUGAGUCGACGAGGUCUCGAGAAAGGGUACAUCACGAUGAGCGCAGCCUUGGGCUCCGUGACGGCGGAGCAGCCCGCCAGUGAGGCGGAGGGCAGCGGCAGGGUCGCGGCAGGCGAAAACGUCAAGGUCUACAUGGAGAAACUGGAGGGGGCGUCUCACCUCUUCCAAGAGGCCAUGACGGACGGUGCCUUCUCGCCCUGGGUCCGCGAGGGAAGGUUGAUGGACCUUCAUGGGAUGAGCACUGAGGUGGCCAAAGUGGCCGUUUACAUGGCAAUGCGGGGCAUCCCGGACCUUCCCGAAGACGACCUGGCCUUUACCUGGGGCCUGAAGAUCAUCGUCGGAAAGGGUCUCCACAGCGCCAACGGCGAGGUGGUCCUGGAUCCUGUCAUUCGCGAGCUCCUGGAGAAGGUGUUCCUCUUGCGCGUCUCCUUCACACGGGAAGGCACCUACCGUGUCGCAGCUGAGAUGGCCAAAGUCGUGUGCGUCACCGGCUGCACAGGGUACGUCGCCUCGGAGGUGGUGCGUCAGUGCCUCGAGCUGGGGUGGACGGUGCGCGGCACCGCGCGCGACAUCAGCGACGAGGCCAAGACUGGAUACCUCAAGAAGAUGGCUGCCGGCCUGCCCGGCAAGCUGGAGCUGGUGCAAGCAGACCUCCUUACCGAGGGUGCCUUCGACACGGCCGUCCAGGGCUGCGAGUACGUGUUCCACACCGCCUCCCCGUUCUUCUUCGGCUCGGAGUCGGAAGGGCCGGAGGCUGUGGAGGCGAAGCUCAUCAAGCCAGCAGUGGACGGGACGAAAAAUGUCCUCACCUCGGUCGGCAAGCACAAGGCCGGCAUCAAGUGUGUCGCACUGACCUCCAGCUGCGCCGCCAUCUCAGGCUUCACGGGCACCGACAAGAUCGCGCGAGAGGACGGGAAGUUCUCUGAGGCAGACUGGAACGAGACCUCCACGCGCGAGGAGAAGGCAGCUUGGGAGAUCGCAGAGAAGGAGGGCUUUAAGCUGGUCACCAUCUGCCCUUCCUUUGUGUUGGGCCCGGCGAACACCGAUCGCAAUGACGGCGAGUCGGUCGGCUUUGCCCUCAAGCUGCUGAAGGAAGGCUCAAUCGGCCUGGUUGGCUUUCCUUGCAUCGACGUCCGAGAUGUUGGCAAGGCUCACAUCCUUGCCUGCACGAACCCGAACAGUGAAGGCCGGUACAUCUUGUCGUCGACCUUCGGCGUGCCUGCCUGGUGGGCCUACGAGGCGAUUGAGCCCCUGGGCCUCGCCAAGCUUCAGAAGCCUGAGAAGCCCGAAGGGGCCGAGGUGAAGCACACGUUUUGCAACGACAAGGUGCAAUCCACGGAGGGCGCAGGGCUCGGCAUCAAACUGACAGACUUGAAGACGACCCUGGCCGACAUGCUCACAUCCAUGAAAGUCUCCCACGCUGCGCACCUUGCGUAG
Molecule: messenger RNA, 2646 nt
Organism: Symbiodinium natans
Lineage: Eukaryota; Dinophyceae; Suessiales; Symbiodiniaceae
Source: the annotation of a GenBank genome assembly